AUGUCCAGAAACGAAGCUUUAAAGAACUGGUAUGUAGACGAAUUUGAAAAGUUGAUCAACGACGGCUAUAUGACAGAGGUUACAGCUGAGGAGGAUGUGCAGUGGAAAUCUAAUGGAGGCAAAGUCUACUACAUCUGUCAUUUCGCACACUUUAAUGAGCAUAGUUCCUCAACCCAACUCAGAAUCAUAUUUGAUGCAAGUGUUCCAUUUAAAGGCAAGGCUAUAAACUCCUUGUGGGAACCACCACCAAAUUUGAUUCCACCAAUUCCAACCCUGCUGUUAAGGUUCCAGGAAAGAAAAAUAUCGGUUGCAAUGGACAUAAGUAAAGCAUACUUCACUGUUCGCCUUGAGACAGAAGAAUCUCAUCUGCAUCGCCUUUUGUGGAAUCAACUGGACAAGGAUAAAGAAGUCAAGACACUGCGAUUACUACGAAACUCCUGGGGAACUACUCUGGCAGGUGGUAUAUGCAGUGUAGCAAUGCUCAUCAUAGCUGAGAAAUUCAAGGACAAGUACCCACAGGUAUACGAAUUCAUAAAAUCGAACUUGUAUGUUGAUGAUGGUACUACAAGUGUUGAUUAUGUUUCCACGGCAUUACAACUUGCUAAGGAACUCAACAUUGUCCUCAGUGAGGCAUCCUUCAUCAUAAAGCAUUUCAUGAUCGGUGGAAGUGAAAGUGAUAUUGAUGCCCACAUAAAGAAGUGCCCGGAUGUACCUGACAAUGUGCGACGGACACCAGAGCAGGAAAGGAUCCUGGGUAUAAUAUAUCAUUCUACCAACGAUGAAAUUUCCAUUUCAGGUAGGAUUAAAUUCUCAAAGAAAAGGAGAGGCAUUAGAUCAGAGGAAGAUAUCAGUUUAGAAAACUUUGAUGAUGCCUUCCCUGACACUUUCAGUCGAAGAAAUUAUUUACAGAUCAUAGCAACCAUCUAUGAUCCGACGGGACUUGCAACUCCGGUUACCAUCUGCCUGAAGCACAAACUAGGUCAAAUAUUCCGCCUCAAACAGGAAUGGGACGAUCCAAUCCUAGAUGGUAAUGAUGACCUACAUACAACCCGCAGUCGGUGUAAAGAAGUGAUUCAUUCGAUCUAUGGUCUAAAAGAAGUCAGGUUUGUUCGCUGUCUUACACCGGAAACUGCAGUUGACAAACCCACUCUAGUAAUUUUUUGUGAUAGUUCUCAGACUGGCUAUGGAUGUGUCGCGUACUACAACUGGAAGUUGGAAAAUGGCGAGCGAGCAUCUGUUCUUGCCAUGUCAAAGGCAAAACCUUGGCCACAAAUUCCGACGUUAAUGAUCCCCCAUUGUGAGUUACUUGGAUGUCUGCUGGGUGCCAGAAUGCAACAGACUAUAGUAAAAAAAAUUGAGCUUCAUUUUUGA
Macrobrachium nipponense is the source of this 1371-nucleotide messenger RNA. RefSeq lists its product as uncharacterized. The transcript has a single exon. The record is from RefSeq and is a predicted model, not a curated record. NCBI's taxonomy places the organism in Eukaryota, Metazoa, Arthropoda, Malacostraca, Decapoda, Palaemonidae. The coding region runs from base 1 to 1371 and encodes 456 amino acids.